AUGAUAAGCGGUAAAGUCGCACGAUUGAUCGUCUUCGGAAGACAUUCCUCUCUGGAAUUCAGCAAAUUGACAGCAUGUGCUGCCAUCACAAACAAGUGUUACUACUCGACCUAUUCCUCUUCUUCCAAUGCAGUGAUGGUCAUGGAAUGGUAUCGAAAAUUGAUUAAAAAAGCAUCAUUCAUUCCGAACCAAGCAAAACGAAAACAAAUAUUGCAGCAAAUUAAAAAAGAAUUUAAAGAUACCACAGAGGUGUCGUCAUCAUCUAAUUGGAUUAAAAAAGCAGAGGAAGCUCUUCAAUUUUUGACAAUGAUUACACCAAAGACACCAACCUCCAAACAAGGCACUCCCUCUACAUCACACUCUCACAACGAUGGUAUUGUAAAAUAUGUAAAAAUUGAUGGGGAAUGGGUAGAUGUCAGAUAUGUAGAUCCAGAAAAAUUACAAAAAAAAGACACUGCUUAUAUGAAAGGUGGAUCUGAAGACAGUUUUUCUCAAUCACCAUCUUCACCUUGCCCUCCUGGAGGAUGUGGCAGAUGCCAAUUUUAA
Naegleria lovaniensis is the source of this 546-nucleotide messenger RNA. RefSeq lists its product as uncharacterized. Lineage: Eukaryota; Heterolobosea; Eutetramitea; Acrasida; Naegleriidae. The record is from RefSeq and is a predicted model, not a curated record. The transcript has a single exon. The coding region runs from base 1 to 546 and encodes 181 amino acids.